Molecule: messenger RNA, 847 nt
Organism: Trachemys scripta elegans
Lineage: Eukaryota; Metazoa; Chordata; Testudines; Emydidae
Gene: NPPC
Product: natriuretic peptide C
Exons: 3
Coding region: 100-462 (120 amino acids)
Biological process (GO): receptor guanylyl cyclase signaling pathway; cGMP biosynthetic process
Cellular component (GO): extracellular region
Molecular function (GO): hormone receptor binding; hormone activity
Source: RefSeq, a predicted model, not a curated record
CAGCCAGGACCGACUCGCCGCGCGGAACCGCGACUCCCUCUGUCCCUCUCCCAGCGGGGCCGCAGCGACCUCCGAGCCCCCCGGGCCCUGCCCCCCAGGAUGCGGAUCUCACACUUUCUGGCUUGUGGACUUUCCCUGGCCCUGCUGUCCAUCCGGCUGGAGGCGAGACCGGCGGCGCAGCCCCAGCAGAAGCCCCCCCGGAGCGCGCCGGGACACGAGCUGGCGGAGAGCCUGGCCGCGGGCCCCGAGCGAGGGGAGACGGCGGGCGGCGGCCGGGGCUCGGGCUCGCGGCUGCUGCGGGAGCUGCGCGUGGACACCAAGUCCCGGGCCGCCUGGGCCCGGCUGCUGCGCGACUACCCCGGCACGCGGCGGCACAAGGGCGUCAGCAAGAAGGGCCUGUCCAAGGGCUGCUUCGGCCUGAAACUGGACCGGAUCGGCUCCAUGAGCGGCCUGGGCUGCUAGAGCGGCGACCCCUGGCGGCGGGCUUUGAAUACAUUUCCCCCCCCCAUGGCCAUGUCUGGCCACUCCCCAACCGACACCUAGAGGAGAAGAGAACACCGGAAAUGGGACAGACGACGUGGUUGUGUUUUUCUUUUCGGUACGAGGAGUCAUGGCACCAGCUGUUUUGGUUUUCUUAUUUUUUUAAGAUUAAAAAGUUCUCUCUAUCUUAUUCUAUACAAACACUCACCAGGACAAAGGACAGUGCUUUUCCAAAAGACUGAUGAAGCCAGCUGUAUAACAUUGCUGUUUGAAAAUCCAUGUCAUGCAUAAAUGUAUUUAUGUUGUAAAGCUAUUUAUAUAUUGUUUAUAAAGAGAUAUUUAUAAAAAUUUUAUUUAUGUAACUAAA